Molecule: messenger RNA, 3900 nt
Organism: Trichosurus vulpecula (common brushtail)
Lineage: Eukaryota; Metazoa; Chordata; Mammalia; Diprotodontia; Phalangeridae
Gene: GPATCH11
Product: G-patch domain containing 11
Exons: 9
Coding region: 235-1014 (259 amino acids)
Cellular component (GO): kinetochore
Molecular function (GO): nucleic acid binding
Source: RefSeq, a predicted model, not a curated record
GAAAGAGAGCUGCAGGUGCGGCUGACAGGCCCCGCGCAAGCGCACUGCGUGGCUGAGGCGACGCCACUGCGAUGUCCCAGAGUGCGACCCGUCUCCUGGAAGGAACUUCCCUGGGCUGACAGUGGAGUGGGCGCGCGCCUCACCUGUCAGUGUGCGAAGAACUCGGAGCCUAAGGGGGCGCGAGCUGGCCGGAAGACUAAAGGUACCAUAUAAAGUUCAGAGCUGAAAGUGAACAUGGCAGAAGAAGAAGACUAUAUGUCUGAUUCCUUCAUUAAUGUGAAAGAAGACAUCAGACCUGGAUUGCCCAUGUUGAGGCGAAUCAGAGAGGCUUAUCAAAAAGAAGAAAAGCAUCGGGAAGCAAAUCUAAAAAAUAGACAAAAGAGUUUAAAAGAAGAGGAAAAAGAAAGACGUGAUAAUGUUUUGAAGAGUGCUUUGGGUAGUGAAAACAAGGGAUUUGCUUUGCUUCAAAAGAUGGGGUAUAAAAGUGGACAGGCUCUUGGCAAGAGUGGCAGCGGCAUUGUUGAACCCAUUCCCCUGAACAUCAAAACAGGAAGAAGUGGCAUUGGUCAUGAGACAUUAAUAAAACGGAAAGCAGAGGAAGAACUAGAAAAUUACCGAAGAAAAAUUCAUUUGAGAAACCAAAAUGAGGAAAAAGCUGCAGAUCAGUUUCGAUUGAGACUCAAAAGUAAAAAAGAAGAACUUAAGUUAGAAGGUGAUCUUAGAAGAAGUCAGAGAGCCUGCCAUCAAUUAGACACACAGAAGGAUAUUCAAGUUCCCAAGGAGCCAUGGUACUGGUUCAUGCCAGAAAAAGAGGAACAGGAAGAUGAAGAAGAGAAAGAACAAGAAGAAGAUGAAUAUGGUGAUGAUGAAUUAAGUGUAUUGGAAAAAUUACAAAUUCUGACAAGAUAUUUAAGAGAAGAACAUCGGUAUUGUAUUUGGUGUGGAACAACCUAUGAAGAUGAAGAAGAUUUAUCUUUGAACUGCCCUGGACCAACUUCUGCAGAUCAUGACUAAAAAUUUUCUUAUUAAAAGAGGACCUAGGAAAUGUCAGUGUUCCCUUAAUAUUUUGUAUGGUUGAACAUUUAAAUUUCAUGUAUUUGUUGAUCAGGGCAAUUAAGAACACUAGGCCAUAAAUUUUUUUUGCAUAACUAGGACAAUAGAAUCAUUCACCAAUAUGUGAGAAUAGCAAGAUGCUAUUUUAAGAGCAAAAAUGCUAUGGAAAAUGACCAUUAGAGUUUAUAAACAUAUUGUGAUUGUGUGGUCCUCAUGCGCUCUGUUCCAUCAAAGUUCUGGAAAAUUUCAGCUCUUACCUAUGAAUUGAGGGCAAGGUAAUUAUGAGAUAUUAUUGAUAGAAUUUUUACUUUUUCCGUUGUUUUGGUAAGCAAAUUGUUUGGAAGUUUUUAGUCAGAUCCUUGAAAACAGGAAAGGACCUUAGACAUCACCCACCAAUGGUGGGGAACAUUCGGCCUGUGGCCUUGUGGCCACAGGUUCCCCACCUCUGCCUAGUCUGACAUCCUGUUCAUUAUAGAAAACCCUUCCAAAAUAAUCUCAGACUGGUGUCAUCCAAUUUGAAUACUUUUAGUGACAUAGAACUCAUUCCAUUUUUGCACAGCUUUGCUUUUUAUUAUACCCAUAGCUGCUUCCUUGUAACUUUUCUCCUAUUAGUCUGUAUUCUGAAGCAACAUGUUAGCCUACCCCUUUUUAUGUGACAGGACUAUUAUCUCUCCCUUUAGACUUCUCUGUUCCAAGCCAAAUAGCUCAGUGUCUUUAAAUUGUUACUAAUCUUAAUGUAAUUUUCAGAUUUUUUUUUACCUUCUUUGAAGUAUUCCAGUUUGUUUAUGCCCAUAUCAAAAGACACCGUCCAAAAUAAUGAAAUAAUCUAGUUGUGGUUCAACCAGUAUGAAAGAAAAUGGUAAUUUUAUUUCCUAUUGAUGAAGACACUGUAUUUCUACAUAUGCACUCUAAGAUCACAUCAGUCUUUUUAUCAGCCAUAUCACAUUGUUAUCCUGUUAACUUGUGGUCAUCCAAAAUCUUUAUGUUGCUUUUCAAAACAACUACUCUCAAGCCAGGCCUCACAUAUCCUUAUUUAUUCAGUUUAUUCUUUUAAUUAAAAUACAGGAUUUUAUAUUUAUUCCUUUAAUAUUUUGUCUUGUUAGAUUUGAAGUAGCAUCCUAGUCUUUCAAGGUCAUCAUCUUGUUACCUUUCUUCUCUUUAUAGUCCUGCUUUAUAUGCUCUACAGAUUUGGUAAGUACGGCUUCUCUGUUUUUGGCCAAGUCUUUGAUAAAAAUGUAUAAAAGGGCAGUGACAGAGCCCUUUGACACUCUGCUAGAAACUGUUGAUAGGGACAUUUUUCAACACUAUCAUAGCUGUUCAACCAACUGGAAUUUCACCAUUACUUCAUCUUAUCCACAAAAGAAUAAAAAACUUUAUAUUAUCUAUACAUCUUCCAGGAAGACAAGCACAUCUCCUAUUUUUCUCCAUAAAUCCUUCACUACCAAAACAAAUAAUGAAUUCCUUUUGUGGGAAAUAGCAAAAUUCUUAGUACUUGCUAAUACCUGAAAAUCCUCCCUAGUGUUCUGUGGAUCUUGGCUAGUGUUUUAGCACGUCCAGAAUCACACUUGUAAAAAGAGCCACCUAUCUGUUGUACAAUUCUGAUCUUGUAGGGUUUCUUUCUCAGAACCAGAAAAAAAAUGGAUAGAAAUUGCAGAGGCAAGUAUGAAGUUGAAAUUAGGAAAAGAAAAUUCUAAAUAUUUGAAGUUGUCCAAAAGUAUAGUGGGUUAUUUCAGGAGGAUACUGAGUUCACUCACAUUAAAGGUCUUCUAACCAAAGCUGGAUUCCUUGUCAGGAAUAUUAAGUUACACCUUGGGGCUUUGUACUAAGUGUUUGAAGAGGUCCCUUCCAACUCCAAAAUUCUUUGAUUGUCCUCUAUUUUGCAUUCUUCUGUCCACUCAAGUCUCAAUAUUGAUUUCCCUGUACUCUCUUUGAAAUUUUUUUCUUUGUGUCCUUCAUACUAGAUUAUUUCUUCCAUUCUCCCUAUGAUUUCUUCAUCCUCUUUAAUAAUCUGGAGCCUCAGAAUCAUAAAGGCAAUUCUCCCAGCUUAGAGUUCUCCUUCUAAAGUGGAGUCAUACAAUAAUGGAAUUUGGGUUUAUGAGGGCAGAUGAGGCUCAUGUCAUUCAAUAUACCAAGGGAAGCAAGAGCAAAAAGACUUGUCAAUAUAAAGAGCCACAGGAUCAAAAAUGCCAGAUAUAAACCAUUCUUUUUAGGGAAGUAAGACAUGGUUCUAAUCUAGGAAGCAGAAACCAUCAAACAAUUUCUGAAGGGUUUAAUUUUAACCUAAAUCUGGGAGAAGUAAUACUUCAACAAUAGGAAAAGAGUUGAAGGAGGAUCAAAAGAAAUUUCUGGGUUAAUUAACCUUGGGCAUUGUGAUUUGGCUGCAGGUGCUGUUUUUGUUUUUUGAGCUGCAUAGGAUGGUGGUGCCAUAGCUCUCUGCUUGGCUUGAUGAUCUGUUGUUAGACCAGCUUGUAAUUGAAACACAUGUAACUAACGAGAGUGUCAGGCAGGAAUACAAAAUAGAUCACCUACCCUCCAAAUCAAUCCAAAGUUCCCUUGUCCAAAUUACCUGAUCAAAGAGAAAUAUCAGUCAAGUUUCUCCACUACCACUCAAAAAGACUUCUGGGGAAAUUGUUUUUGAGCUUUCUUAGGUAAAUUCAUCCUCUUCCUCCUCACUCUUUACUUCUGCUAACUUAAAAUUUAACAGCACUUAGCAAAGUGUCCUUUUCUACAGCUGAUAUAAGAUACAAAAUCUUCCUGUAUCAGAGAAGAUAAAAUUGAUAUGUCACAUUUUUUAACUGUUCAUGUUUCCUUGAAUGCAGAUAUACAUAAAGAAAUUUUUGAAUUUUA